Molecule: messenger RNA, 1213 nt
Organism: Thunnus maccoyii (southern bluefin tuna)
Lineage: Eukaryota; Metazoa; Chordata; Actinopteri; Scombriformes; Scombridae
Gene: lzic
Product: leucine zipper and CTNNBIP1 domain containing
Exons: 7
Coding region: 220-789 (189 amino acids)
Molecular function (GO): beta-catenin binding
Source: RefSeq, a predicted model, not a curated record
GAGCUACGUUCACAACCACAUCGGCAAACACUCAACACUCCCAAACCCCUAUUUAAAAGUAGUUGUUUUAGCGGAUUCUCGUGCAGUGAUCCAGUUGGUUUUACGGCACAUUCGUCAAGCUUAUGCGAACAUUUGACUCACUGAUUUGAGCACAAUCGCCAACUGUUUACAAAGAGAGUCCAGCUUUUCCAUAGAUUGGAAAUAUAACUUGAACUAAGGAUGGCUUCCCGCGGGAAAUCAGAAACUGGGAAAUUGAGACAAAAUAUGGAAGAGCAGCUUGACAGACUGAUGCAGCAGCUCCAGGAUUUGGAGGAAUGCAGAGAAGAGCUGGAUGAAGAAGAAUACGAGGAGACCAAGAAGGAAACCUUGGAACAGUUGAGUGAAUUCAACGACUCUCUGAAGAAGAUCAUGACAGGAGACAUGACACUUGUGGAUGAGCUCAGUGGAAUGCAGCUGGCAAUCCAGGCUGCCAUCAGCCAAGCGUUCAAAACCCCAGAGGUGAUCCGACUUUUUGCUAAGAAGCAGCCAGGACAGCUGAGAACCAGACUAGCAGAGAUGGACCGAGAUGUUAUUGUGGGGAAACUGUCGCGGGAUCUGUACACGCAGCAGAAAAUGGAAAUCCUCACAGCCUUGAGAAAACUGGGGGAGAAGCUUACUAUAGAGGAUGAGACUUUUCUGGCAGAAAACGCUACAGCUACUCUGAGCCAGUUUGAAAAAGUGACUGCAAACUCAGGGUCCGAAGAUAAAAUUAUGGCUUUAGCUAGCUCUGGUGUGAAAACCAAGGCAUAGUAAUUAUACAAAAUGUUGAUUUUAAGUCGACUUUGUUAUCACCAAGACAGAAAAUGUGCCAAUUGAUGGUUGAUUUUGUAAAUAAUCAGUGCACUUCUAGGUGUUGCUGUAGAUGCUAACACUUUUUAACAGUAUUGUUUUAUACCCCUCAACGUCUUUUAUUUGUUCAGAUAAGUGUAUAUUGUAUUAUAGGUACAAGCAUGUGAUUUCUUAAAUAUGAAGACAUGUACAUGAAUGUGAAGGAUAUUCCAGGCAGUUCAUGAGAAAUAAUUCUGUUGUGAUUUGUGUUAUAUUUCUUAUUGGGUUGCUGUGUCUAUCUGUCUAAAAACCUAAAAAUUCAAUGGUGUUUUUAAAGAUGUUGAAUCCCUGUAUGAGUGCUGCAAGUGUUGUUUUAUUAUAAAGAUGUCAUAUUAUUUUAAUUCAA